AUGUCUCUUUUGGUGCACCCUGAUAAAUGCUCGCAUCCUCGAGCUCAACAAGCAUUUGUUAAGUUGAACAAAGCUUUCAAAGAAUUACAUGAUCCAGAUAAGAGGAAAGUGCUGGAUGACAAAAUUCAACUAAAGGAGGAACGCGAAAAAUUUAUGGUUGAGUUGAAGGCAAUGCGUGAGUCUGCACAGUGGAGAAAGUUACAAGGAAUAUGCAUGGAGGGUGAUGAUGAGCUCCUAGCAGACAUGAUGGAUGUUAAGGUGGCACCAAAAAGAGAUGAGUGGAUGACAACGCUGCCAUCCGAAAGGAAACACGGUAUGCCUCCCAGGCGAUCGACAAGAUUUAACAGUAGUAAUGAGGCUGCAGCCUUUGCUUCAAAUGCGGAGGAAAAGAAAAGGAAGGUUUCAGAUGGAGAUUUGGUAGACAAAUACGAUAAAGAAAAACGAUCAAAAUCACUUUUGCGAAAACACAAAGAGGAGACUGCAAAGCGUUCAAAGAGAAAAUCCAAGAAACAACAGAGAGAGGAGGACUGGGUGGGGAAACAUCCGUGGAAGCCUUGGGAUCGUGAGAAGGAUUUGGCAGGGGGGAGACAGAGAGUAAAAUUGGAUUCAGAAAACAUGAAUCAAGCUUUAACAUCGCGAUUUUCUUCCGGCUCAUACGAGAGGAACUUCCUUUAA
Prunus armeniaca (apricot) is the source of this 675-nucleotide messenger RNA. The record is from the annotation of a GenBank genome assembly. NCBI's taxonomy places the organism in Eukaryota, Viridiplantae, Streptophyta, Magnoliopsida, Rosales, Rosaceae.